Molecule: messenger RNA, 8646 nt
Organism: Gasterosteus aculeatus aculeatus (three-spined stickleback)
Lineage: Eukaryota; Metazoa; Chordata; Actinopteri; Perciformes; Gasterosteidae
Gene: arhgap32b
Product: Rho GTPase activating protein 32b
Biological process (GO): small GTPase-mediated signal transduction
Cellular component (GO): cell cortex; fibrillar center; Golgi apparatus
Molecular function (GO): phosphatidylinositol phosphate binding; GTPase activator activity; protein binding
Source: RefSeq, a predicted model, not a curated record
CUACUGCAAAAUAACUUGUUCUCGCUGCAUCGCAAGACCAACAUAGAUUAUUCAGAUCAAUGCAAAACAGCUUCAGUGUUUGCAGCAUGUCAUCAACAUCCAAACUGCUAUCCAAGCAAUCCCUCGCUACUUUAAAUUUCAAGGUAUAAUGAUAAACAUGUGCUAGUAAAAAGAACUUAAGAAAGUAAGAAGUAGACUAAUGAAUUAGAGGAGAGAAACUCCUGUCAUUCUACGACAUGACCAGCUUACAUGUACAGCAGGGCUCUCAAACUCAAUUCAGGAGCUGACGGUCCUGGGAAAUGUUUUUUUUCUUUUUUUUAAAAACUUUUUCGGGGACGGGUGCACCCCUCCACUCUCAUAAUGGUAAUGGUGGGGGAAACACUGUCUCGCGAUGGUUUAGGACAGUAGGACUAUGAUCCUUUCUGAUCUUCUACUUCAGGUUGGUUGAGGUUGGCAGCUUUGGAGAAGCUACCUACUCUAGAUUUUGAGAAUGAACCAAACUGAAAAAUCCAGCACAAAGUUUUAUUAAUUUUUUAUUUAUUUAAUUUAUUACAAUUGCGCAACCGCUGCCAAAUUGUCAUUAAUUUUUUGUCAGUAUUUUGAUAUUUUGUUUGCCGAUUAGAUGUUUAGAUGAAUUUAAACACAUGGGGGGGAAAAACAUUUCCUUAACGCAUCAUCUCGUAUAGUAAAAAGUACAAAUAUAACAUUCAAUUAAAAUACUGCACAAAGAGUAAAAUACCUACAUUCAAAAUACAGGAAUAUCUUCACCAUAUUCUUUCUUUCCUUUUCUUCUUUCGGGGGCGCAUGGAGUAGAGGGGUGCACAGGGAACGAUGCCCGGCUGCUCCACGUCCCGUGUCGAAGUGUCCAAGACCCCUGACCCCUAAUUGCUCCCUGGGUGCCUUUACGUGGGAUGGGUUCAAUGCAGAGAAUAAUUUCUCCACAGGGAUCAAUAAAGGCUACUUUCUUUUAUUUCAUAUUGAGUAUUGAUUAAGGAAAAUAAGUACCUAUUCUCUCAAAAACAAAAGGUGGCAUUUUUGUUUUUUACAGCACGCUAAUCAGUCAAGCAACACAUCAUAACCUACAUGCAAAGAUAAAUGUGAGAAUCAGCCCAGUGAAUUGUUUGUCUUUGUGUGGAAAUGAUGAAGUUAAAGCAAUCACAUGCAGUGGGAAAAGUCUGACACCAGUAUUUUUUGAUUAGCAUGUCUGCUAAAGAACUAAGCUAGUUGGGUAAUUAAUGAGAUCAUGCUUCCAAGACGACAGGAGACCCCUCACUGUUGACUGUGCGGCCUUUAUGAACUGUCGGUAAUAUUAGAAAUAAGUACAUGUGCAUGUCGGCAUUAUGAAUAUGACUGGGGUUGUGACGAUUAGAUAGACCUCAUGUGAACAACUAAAAGGGUUGUGCGCUUAAAAUAUUCGCUAAAAUAAUUUUAUGCGCUUUGUUUCUCCUUCCUGCUAAUUCCCAAAUUGAAAAGCACAGACAUCAAACAUAAUUAUUAAGUAUUCUUGCUUUGAUAUACCAACACAAGUUGUUAAUUGUCGCAUAUAUUAACAAUGCAUACAUUUACUUUAAUAAUACCCGCAACUUUGUAUGUAGUGUUGCGGUAUUUCCCAUUUUCUCCGGGAGCGCCUGAAGGCAGCACGUAAGCCAAUGGGUGGAUUCACUCAGUCAACGCGAGCUGACUGAGCGCCGCUCGUUGCGUCCACAUCUCAAAUUGUUCUCAACUUCCUCACUCUUCGUGUUCGCCCUUUUCAGCGCAGGUGUCCGCGCUAUUUCGUUCAGGUUUACGGUUCAAAAGAAAAGGAAAAAUAGGCAACGUAGUUGUACUUUGGACCUAGUUUAAAAAGCCGCGUAAAAACACCCACAGCGAUUCCAUAUGGAGCAAAGUGUCUAAGAAGCACGGGAAGCUGAUCACCUUCUUGCGCACCUUCAUGAAGUCCCGGCCCACCAAGCAGAAGCUGAAGCAGAGAGGCAUCCUCCGGGAGAGGGUGUUCGGCUGCGACCUGGGAGAGCACCUCCUCAACUCGGGACAUGAUGUGCCCCAGGUCCUCAAGAGCUGCACCGAGUUCAUCGAGAAGCAUGGCGUGGUGGACGGCAUGUACCGCCUCUCUGGGAUCGCCUCAAACAUCCAGAAGUUGCGGCACGAGUUUGACUCUGAGCAGAUCCCCGACCUGACCAAAGAUGUUUACAUCCAGGACAUCCACUGUGUGGGCUCGCUGUGCAAGCUCUACUUCAGAGAGCUGCCCAACCCCCUGCUCACCUACCAGCUCUACGAGAAGUUCUCCGAUGCCGUAUCAGCAGCAACGGACGAAGAGCGACUCAUCAAAAUCCAUGAUGUCAUCCAGCAGCUUCCUCCACCGCAUUACAGGACCCUGGAGUUCCUCAUGAGACACCUCUCCCAACUGGCAGCGUUCAGCUACAUCACCAAUAUGCACAGCAAGAACUUGGCCAUCGUCUGGGCGCCCAACCUGCUUAGGUCCAAGCAGAUAGAGUCCGCCUGCUUCAGUGGCACAGCGGCCUUCAUGGAAGUCCGAAUCCAGUCGGUGGUGGUGGAGUUCAUCCUGAACCACGUGGAUGUUCUCUUCAGCACCAAACUCAGUUCACUGAUACGGGAGGGAGCAGGUCACAACUCCUUGUCGCGGCCCAAAUCCCUGCUGGUUUCGUCACCUUCUACUAAACUGCUGAGUCUGGAGGAAGCCCAGGCCAGGACCCAGGCUCAGAUCAACUCUCCAGUCACUGAAGACAGCAAGUACAUCGAGGUGGGCGAAGGUCCAGCUGCCCUGCAGGGAAAGUUCCACACUGUCAUCGAGUUUCCCACCGAGAGGAAGAGACCUCCUAUUAAAUCCAAGAAGUCUCCAGUGGGUAGUUGGCGUUCUUUCUUCAACCUUGGCAAGUCUUCUUCCAUGUCAAAGCGCAAGCUGCACCGCAACCCUAGUGAGCCCAAUGAACUAAAGGCCAUGGCUAUUGCUGGAGGCAGAGGAGACACAACCACAUUGAGGUCAGCCAAAAGUGAAGAGUCCCUGAGUUCCCUGCACAAUGUUGAAGGAGAGUCCAAGGUGUACCGGCCUCGGCGGCCGCGUUCCAGCAGCGACGCCCUGUCAGCCUCCUUCAACGGCGAGCUGCUGGACAGCCGGCAGCACUGCAACUCCUACGACAACCUGAACGCCACAGAGGACAGCGACGGAGACGACGGCCCCAUCUGUGUGCCCGCCCUCAUCUCACCCCCCCGCUCGGCGGGGGAAGACGUGGACCUUAGCCCGCCAGACAUCGGCAUGGCCUCCUUGGACUUUGACCCCAUGUCUUUCCAGUGCAGUCUACCCGACACCUCUUACGCCUUCCCGCUCGACGACUCACCCGCCGGGGCGGCGGGGCCCACGUUAAAGAGGAGUCCCGGCAGCGUCUGCGGCAAGACCAACGGCUCUGACCUCAUGGCUGCAAACUUCCUGGGCGGCUUGAUGUCCCCUUUGUCGCCUGCAGACUUCAGCCUGGCUGCUGGAGAGAAGGUGGCAAACAAGAAACUGACCGCUUCAUAUUCGUACACCGAUAAACCAACACAGGCUGUGUCGCCUAUUAAAUGUGGAAAGACCAGUAGCUUGACGCCGAUUGCCAGUUCAGAACUUUUCUCGACAGAAAUGGCGGACAAGACUUUGGCUGGACAGUUUGCCUCUUCACAGCCGUUAUCGCCUCCUUCGGCAGCCAAAGCCGAGCCAUCGUUAAGUGAAGCUUUCCAAAUGGAGCUGCACUCUAAGCUGGCAGCCUUUGACAGUGUGGACAGUCAAGAGCUGAUGGGAGGGGACGGCGUGAAGCAGGCGCCAGCUGUCAGCAGCCAAGAGCACCAAGGAGUCGUAGCUCCGGACUCUUCAAAGGACCUCAUCCCCUGUUCCCUCAGCGCCACGGCUCCCACCACUACCCCUCCCGCCCCUCCGUCUCCCCCCCCUCCUAAAAAUGCUGCCCGCAUGUUGGCCCUGGCCUUGGCCGAGUCCGCUCAGCAGGUCUCCAUUCAGUGUCAGUCGCGGUCCUCUGAGCCCUCCACGCCAGAGUCCCCUCUGCAGCCCCGGCAGGCUUCUGACUCCCAGGACUCGACACAUCCACCGUUCCCACACUUCUGGGCUUCUUCUGAGGAGGGAACGGGGAGAGGGAGUCCCCCGCCGCCAAACAGCAUGUCCCCGGCCGUCGCCACACCCUCAGCUCAUCCCUCCGCCUCCAGUCCUACAAUCCAUCAGCAGCCUCCGGAGGUGACCAGCACCAUUACCAAGCCAUCGGACAGCAGCAGGUUCUCCACCUCUCCACGCGGAACACAGCCAGGAAUAGACUCCUCCCCACCAGACACUCCUUUUUACAAGUGUGCCCCACUCCCCAGUCCCACCAGCCGGACUUCUCCAAUCAGGAAAAGUCCAGAGAGGCAGCAGCCUGUUGCUAAUCCGGUCCCAGUCCGAACCAGCUCAUCAAGAACCCCUCUCAGAGAGCCUGGUGUCUUUCCUAAACUACUACCUGAAGUCCCACUUGAGAACACUCUACCCCCCCAAGUCCUUCCGAAACCCUCGGAAGGGCCACCUCAGAAACCCAAGAGGCAUUCUGUCUCACUGGCCCAGCAUCAGUCGCAAACUCCUCAGCAGAGCCAUGCUUUAAUGCAUCCUCAUCUCCCACCGCAGCCUCCCACACAUUCCCAGACACCGGUCCAACCCCACCAGCCUCAGCUCCCCUCGAAGGCUAGUGCAAGAGUGGCCCCCACCUCCGCUGAGCCCGCUGAGAAGCCUUGGGAGGCCAUAAAGCCUGUACAGCCGUGUGCAGAGCCUGCAAAGCACCAAGAGGUUUACCCGAAACCUCCGGCCCCUCCCGUCCGCACCAUAGAGAGCAAACUGGCCACAGCGGCUCUGAGCCAGAGUGACGCCUCCUGCCACAUCUUGGGUGAAGGCCCUGUGCCCGGCCACCAGGAGAAUGCUUCGCCUCACCAUCCUCCUUCUCCUCGCAAAUCAUCCACGCACCAGCCGGCCUACCUGUACCACGCUAAAGGAGAGCCGGGCCUACUUGAGGCGUCUGCUGCUGCAUACUACCACCAGAGGCCUGUUACGCUGGGCCCCCAGUCUGUGCUACACCACUUCCGGCCCGACAGCGUGCCGCCACACCUGUCCUACGUGUCCAAAUCAGAGCCUCAGAUCCCUUACAGUGCCCGACUAGACAACCGAUACAGCACUUUAGGCCCUAGGUCCUAUCACCACUCCAUGAAGUCCAGAGGAAACCCCCGCAGUGUGUACGUGUCCCCGGGGCCGGGGCCUCAGGGUUACAGCCAUGACCGAAACCAAGGGUAUCCCACCAUCCGCAGAGUGCACUCACUCCACGUCCCCUCCACUAUCCGCUCAGUGCCCAUCCAAAGGACCGAAGUUCCUCCAGAUGAUGAAAUGUUCUUCUGCCAACGACCCGUGUACCAGUGCAAGGCCUACCAGCAGCCCCCUCAGCCCGCGCAGCAGUCCUCCCAAACCGACUACCACGUCACACAGCUGCAGCCUUACUUUGAGAAUGGACGGGUUCAGUAUCGCUACAGCCCGUACUCUGGCUCGAGCCCGCUGGAGGCGCCUUUCUACGACAUUGACCCUUACGCAACCAUCCGAGUCCGUCACUCCCACGGCAGCCGAGAGCCGGGAUUCGCUGCUGCUCGACCGGCUGGAAAGGCAACCGGGUACCACUACCUCGCACGCCAUGUUCUCCCGCCGGGUAAGGAGCAUAGCUUUGUGAGCAGGGACAUGCCCCCCGGUCACGGCACCAAGGAAGCCGCUGCUUACCUUGCUUGGGAUCCUCAGGAGUCAGAAAGGCUCCGCAUGCACUCCAUCCGCAGGGAGAGCAGGGCCAGGCAGAAGAUCAAAGGCCCCGUCCUUUCUCAGUACGACAACGUUGGCUUGUUCGCACCCUCCGAUAUAUCAUGCUAUGAAGCCCUGCACCUACGCAGUAAAUCUGACCCAGGCAAAGCUGUUCUGGUUGCAGCCGAGAGCAAAGACGGGCGCUACCUCCCUAGACACAUGGUGUCUGACCCCGACGUCCUGGUGUACAUGGACACCGACAAGCUCUCCCCGGGCGGGGCACUGGGCGACAAGUCAGACGGGUUUGCCAAGCAAAGUGCUUCUAAGAAGUGCCAAUCUUCUCACUCCCUUCCAGCUACUCUGAGCCACAGUCUGUCCCAUCAGCAGGAGAGCGGGGACGCCAGCCGCUCGCAACACUGGCAGCAGGAACAUUCCAGCAAGAGGAACUUCCAACCACGCUACGAAUGCCCCGAUUCUGACCACCACCAGACUAAAGUCAAAGCCCACGGCGGCUACCACAGCACGGACGAGCAGCCUUCGGCCCCCCGGGAGCAGCUCGACCGCUCCAAGCCGGAGCGCUCGCACAGCGUCCGGGAGCAGCAGCACUACAGCCAGGGCAACGCCGACCUGGACAGGGACUACUCGUAUCAGAAACACGGCCUUAAACCGGUGCCGUCACACUACGAUAACCUGGACGAUUACCACCCGGUACCUCAGCCUCCGGCCCCGGUUCAAAAACGCGUAGUAGCCGGAUCCUAUCCCGCGCCGGGGUUCACGGUGAGUCACGGUAACAGGGCGUACUCCACAGCACUGGGCCAGGGAGCCUUUAUCCAGACUGACCUGCUCAUGCAGAGGCCAGACACAGAGAUGCGCACAGAAUGAAGUAUUGAGGGGAGGCGGCGGCGGCAUGUGAACUUCUAUUUAGCCGCAUAGAAGAAAGACUAUUGAGCUACGGUUGCAGCCUCUGCAGGACAGUGGACUGUCGUAUCCCCUUAUUUUUGCUCCUUUUUUUUAAUGAAUUGUAAAGAAAAGACUUUUUACUGGAAUUCCUGAAUGUACACGAAUAUACUGUCCAACUGGUCAUAUUAUUAUGAUUGAUUGAGACAGUAGUCAUAAAUGUAUAUGCUAUGAAAGAAGUAUGGUACUUUUAACAGAUCGCAAAAAUGUAAAAUAUAUAUAUAUAUAAAUGAAUAGAAUCACUACUAAAAAAAAAAGGGAUUUAGUUGGGGGGUUUUAUUUAAAUUUGUAGGUGUGGCGUUGGGUAUGAGCAUCAACCAGGAUUACGGAUUGCAUUUUAGAAAUGCAUGCAGCCUAUUUUACAGAACCGUUCUGUCCAUGGCGUUCCUUCUGGAUGUUACAGCACAAGUUACGGAGGGGGACGCAUGUGGGUCCCUGCAGCCUCCCUCUGCUCACGUGUACACAGCGACCCAUGUCUCUCCAGGGUCCGGCUGGGUGGGAGCUUUUGAAUAAGAGCUACGAUGCGUUACUCUCGGUUAUUAGUGGUUUAUCAAUGUCUUGUUUUCUGUGUGAUUGUGCCAUUUUUAUGUAACUUUGCUAUAAACCGAUUUCAAUGACUCCAAAUGGAAUGUUUUGGUACUUCUACUGUUCUUCAUUCGAAGAGGGACCAAGCAACUCGGCGCAGUUGUUGCACAUAAGGGAUUAAAGAGGGGGAGAUGGACGAAUGCCUGUUGUAACUUUCUAAAUGUGUUCUACAUAUUUUGAUUUCCUUUUUUCCCCCAUUACGGUAUUUUCAUGAACUGGACUAACUGAAUGAAGCUGAAAAUGUCCUCUCAAACAAUAUGGUGAAGCAAAUGUUGCAGCUGCUUUAUGGAGGAGGAAGACUCUUGGUAAUGAGCCUUACGUUUUGUUCCAUCUGACCAUAUUUACUUGUUUUUACUAUUUUCAUCCCGGUGCACAUUGUGAUAUCUUUUUUUUAGAUCACCUUUGAUAAUUCUCGACAGUUAACUGGGUCGGGUUGUUUGCAUCAGUGGCCUCUGUAGUUCUGAAAUGAAAACAAUAAGAGAAGGAAUUGUUAUUGUGUAGAUACCUGGGCCAUUUAUUUCAAUGUAUGGUACGAUUAUCUGGUAUUAUACCACGUGUCCUAAUGAAUGGAUUACAAUACGUUUCAAAUCCAGGUUGUACUCUUAACUGAUUUGUUUCACUUGCAGGUUUUUCUCCUCUUGCCUUAUUUAAAGCCUCUACCUUUUCAGAUGGGGAACUUAAGUAAGGCACUGUGUACUUGAAUGUGAAAACACUCUAGUCUCAACUACAGGUAUCUCCAGUAAGAUGAAAUAAAUAAAACUUCAGGAAUAGCUGCAAGAUUGGUCUUACAAUAUGUGGGUGAUGUUACAAAUUCACCUCUGCUAUUUACUUUCGGGGCCGCAAGCACACAGCGUGGGUGGUUGUCAUUAAUUUUACAUUGAUGGUACAAUAUGUUUGUGUGCGGAGGUUAAUCUCAGGUAUGUUCCUUUAAAAAUCAGCUGUAAAGAAAAAGUAAUUUCAUUUUUUCUUAGUCGAUCAUCAAAUCUUUGAGAUGAGAUGCCUAGUUGCACUGACAUGCUGCUUUCCUAGAAAAUAACAGUUCAAGUUAACUAAAAGAUUCUGUUUUCUAUUAUCAAAAACUACAAUACAGAUGUAAACAAGAAAAUGCAUUCAAAAGCUUUGUCAGAGUUAAGGAUACACAUGGCGAGUAUCACUGGAUGUUUCUCUAUUAGAAAACUCCACAGGGAAACUUUAUAAGGUACUUUGCCCAAGAUUGCAUGAUUAUUCAAUUCCAUUGAAACAUCUUUCUGUGUAUAAACAAGGUCUGUAGAUUGUGGACUCAAACAGAAAUAAGUCAUAAGUUUCACGAG